AGAUUUUAUAGAUAUUAACAAUAUUUUAUUCGUCUUUAACACACGUUUUUUAUUAUUAUAAUAUACAAAAUUUCGAAAUUUAUCAAAUCUAAGUAUAGAUUCGUUAUAUUCAAACUCAAUAUCGAACACUACAUAGAUCUCGAGAGAUUCAGAAGUACCAAUUUGAAAAAGUAUAGGUAAUGGCAAAUAAACUGCAAAAGAUGGCGCGAUUGUAUGAAUUUUCAAAUGCACAUUCUUAAAUUUUUAAUAUAAGAAAGUAUUAAGUAUUUUAGAUUUGAUAUUGAAUUUAAUUUGAAUAACAAUGUAUAUAUUACUUUUUUUACAAGAAGAUUAUAGAUUAAAAAAAAGAAUGAAUGUAUUUCAAAUGAUUUAAAAAUCGAUUAUAUUGUUAUAAACUGAUUCUCGAUGUAAUCAAUAAUUGAUUAAUUUUUACAUAUAUAGUUUGUCAAUUUUAGUAUAUUAUUCAUGGAAAAGGAACUACUUCUCUCUACUCCAAGAAUAUCGUGCAUCAAAAGCACACGCACGAUAGCGUGCAAGAGAGCGAGGCAAGGAAUACAGCCAGCUGUUUGUUUUGUUUUCGGGCAUGAGAUUCACGUGACACCACCGGUGCUGGUGGCGGCUCAUACGGCAGCGCCGUGUUAUCAACGUUUAUUGGCCGAGGCAGUGCACUCGCGCACCGCUUAGCCAAUCAGGAAUAUCGUAAGAAACGACGCCUGGUGCUUCUACGGUGCAGAGACGUUUGACAUCGAUAAAUGCGUGAGAGUGCUCGCGAAGUGCGGAUCAGGCUGUCGCUCGCUCGUCGGCUUGUUGUAGUCGUCGUCGUCGUCGGGGGCUCGUGGGCUCGUCGUCGUCGGUCAGUUCGAGCCUCCUUUUCUUUGUCCUGACUAGACCCCCACUUUGUACCCGCGAAAACCUGUGCAGUAGUAGUGUUAGGCAGUGUCGAUUCACAGUGACCGUCUUUCUUUACGACGUCGCUCAGCUGCACCUACUUUCGUGUGUGAGCGAACGUAUCCGGCGUGCCAAAUGUCACUAGGUGGACGAUAGGGUCGAAAUAUACUCGAUCCUCGACGUCAUACAUACACAUGCGUUUAGUGUGCAUGUAUACAGCGAAGAGUUGCUCGCGUCUGCGAUAAAUUACCAGCGACACGCGUAAUCUCGACCCUUUCGACUCGCCUAGUGACUGUACUAUAGUGUUCUUUCCAAUUGUACCGUUCGCGCUUACUUGCUCUCUUGCGCGCGCUGUUUUCUGUCUUUGUCGUGUAUGUAUUCGUGAAAUACGCUUUCGGUUCGCUCGCACGCGACUCCGUGUAUGGAAGUGUGGAGCAGCGUGAAUGUUGUGAAACGAAGGUGAAGAAAGAAGAGAACCGACGAAGAUAGAAAGAGAAAGAAAAGAAAAGAACAAUAACGUUACAGGAAUAAAGUGAAACAAUAUUGAGCGGGAAAAGCAAACAUAUAAAAAAGGAAAAAAGCAAACUGGCGUGUGAGUAGAAGGGCAAGUGGAACUUGGAGUAAGAUAAAGACAGACGCGAACGAGGUAGAUCGAAAAUCGUUGAACGGUGAAACACGGCUACGAAAGAAAAUUAAUACUACGAAACAGUUGACGGGAUAUAUCUAGUAGAAAAAAAAAGACGGUUCUUGAUGCGUAACGCGGUUGGAAAGGUCUGGCCAUCGAUUUGCCGUCCGUGAAUCUAGUGCGCGUUUGAAAUCGGGCUAGUCUCGCGCGCGCGUGUGUGUUACGUGCACCUAAGCGAACGCAGCCAGCGAGGCGCGCGGACGGACGAGAAAAGGAGGAAGAGGUGGCGGUGGUGGAAGAGGGGGCGGAGAAGGAGAGGCGGUUGAACAGGCGGGCGGAGAGAAAAGUUCGAGAAGCGGCAACACCAGUGCCAGCCAACAUCAACAACAUCAACAACAACAACAAUACAGAUCGCCGCGGUGUAUACAGGGCUGCUGCUCGUGGUGUGCGUUCUGAACGUUUAUCGCGUUGUGUGUCGCCGCGCGCGGCGGUGAUCAUCGGUGUGUGUGCCGGGAUUGCAGAGAAAGAGGUAGUGAACCGAAGCCGCCAGAAUUACGCCAAACCGGGGAAAUAUGAGCAUUGCUGCCCUACUACAGGCCGCCGAGUAUAUUGAACGAAGGGAAAGAGAAGCUGAACAUGGCUACGCUUCGACGAUGCCGAUGCCCGAUGAUAUGCGGACGGUCACAAAAAGGCCAAAGACGAAAAAAUCCCAGGGCAGCAGGACAACUCAUAACGAGCUGGAGAAAAAUAGGAGAGCUCACCUCAGAAAUUGCCUUGAAAAGCUGAAGGUGUUGGUUCCGUUAGGUCCGGAAACCUCAAGACAUACCACGUUGGGCCUCUUGACUAAGGCCAAGCGUUUUAUCAAGAGCCUGGAGGAGCGCGAGCGCAAGCACGCCGUGCACAAGGAACAGCUGUCCCGCGAACAGAGGUUCCUGAGACGACGGCUGGAGCAGCUGACGAACCAGACGGGCCUGCACGGGUUGCACGGCCUCCACGGCCUCCACGGGCUGAGCUCGAGCGCCCCGACCGGUUCCUCUUGCGGCCCCGGAGCCGCCGCGGCUGCAGCUCUCCUCUCAAAACGGCGCAGCGUUUCCGAGUGCUCGCUUGGCACGGCCUCGUCAACCAGCUCCACGGCCAGCUCCAGGAACUCCGACAGGUCUGCGGGCAGUCCCUCCGUCUCGGAGUCCGAUGAAGUAGAUGUAAUCGGUUAUACGAGCAAUCAAUCGGACACCGAUGAUCACAGCAGCGUGCAAAGCAGCAGCGACAGUGGCGUCACAAUGUCCACCUCCAGGCUGACCCUUUCCGAAAUGAUGGACAAUCUUUAGACAAAGAGGUGGCGCGGUGGCGGCGGAAGAACGUGGAGGGGGAGCAUUUGAAGGCGAGGAAGAGGAAGCGGCGGAGAAAGAUUGUGCGAGGGAUGCUGAACGAGAGGGACGCACGAGGGGCGAAGAAGAGGCAGGGGAGAAGAGAGGAGAGCAAUCUGAGCGUACGAGGUAUCCAGCUCGCGUACACGCAUCUACGCACCAUCCCUUUGGUCCAUCUCGCGAAGGAUCGCGGGACGCGCGCCGCGACAUUCUUCGCCAAGGAUGGGACGUUGAAGAGACAGCAUCAGCGUGUACGCGUGUAUAUCUGUGACUAACUUGGAUGGUGUUUGAAGAAGAAGGGAUGAAACGGAAGAAAUAGCGAGAAGAACGACUUCGAACAACCGGCCGAAGGUAGCAACGAAGAUAUGAGAGAAACGGAAGAAGAGGAAGCAUGAAUUGUGUGAAAUCUUGGCGCAAACCUAUCGACGUCAAACUAUCGCGAAAUAGGGUGGGGAGAUUGACUUUGAACGAAACUACCUUUGUAAUACGUAAUAGAAGAGAAAAAGCGUUCCUCGUGAAGACGAGAAUUGUGAGGAGGGAACGCGGGGAACGAGCUGCAAGCAUCGUGUGUAAAUUGUCAAUCGAAUAUUGUACAUAUUUUUAAGGGAGACUAAAUUUAUCGAGUGGGAGAAACGGAAGAUUGGAGGGAUAAAUGGAGGGAGUGAGAAGCGAAUUCCCAGCGUUUCUUCCUCGAUGGAAAGUGGAGUAUCGUGAAGUAUCGGUCGGUUCGUGUGGACGCGUCGAUUUUUCCGGAAGAGAUCGCCCUGAUCGAGGAGCCACGAUUGGAGGAAAGACGAUCGAUCGAACCACUCAGGAUCUGAUGGAGGCUCAUCUUUCUCAUGCCUCUGAUCGAUUGGCUCUGGAUCGAAAUUCGCGGAGAAUCCUUAAGAACAAAGCUUGCGUUGAUGCAAGAGCGUAACAGCCUCGUUGCCACUUCCACCACCAUACCCGAGACCUUUUGUCGAUUCUUCUUUUUCACAACGAUAAUCGACCCUCGUUUUGUGUCUUUCUCGUCUCGAUUCGACGCGAGGUUCCCGCUGUUAUGGGAAUGAGGACGCGUUCGAAUAACGGAAGACAAGCGUGAACUGCAUGAAACCAUGAGGAUAGAGAGAGAAAGAAAGAAUAUUCGCCGCCUCUAUUUUUUCGAGGAUAUAUUAUUUUGUCGCCGCCGAUGUCCGCUUCGAUGAUCGCGGGCAAUCGUCGAUUUGAUUUCUCGAGGUUAUUGUGUUUCGUUUUUGACGAUGACACAAAGAAUGAAGGUGUCCGCUUCUUUGUUUCAAGCGUCGUGAAAUAAUUCAUGGACAACUUUGCUCUUUUCGAGUGCGAAAAAGAGAGGAAGAAGUUUGUUAAGAAUGAAUAUGUAAGAGAGCAAUGUUUUCACGAUUGUUUCACGACGAUUCCUGAUCGACUAUCCUUCGAUGAUCUAUCGAGGGGAUCGUUAUUGCGAACGCCUUCGGUGCAUACCUCUGAGGAAGAAGAAUCUUCAUUUCCGCCACAUUGUACAGGCUCCGUGAUCGCGAAUACGAGAAAAAAAAAAGAAAAAAAAAAACAGAAAUAAAAACGGAGAAGAAAUAAAUUGAAAAGUAGAAAGUUCGUUUAUGAAAGAAAGAAAGAAAGGAGAAUGUUUAUAAAUUGCAAAAGUAAAGAGAAAAAGAAAGGUGGAGAAACAGCGACUAGAAAAUAAAGGAUGAAAUGGUGUGAGAAGAUAUCAACGGGAUUAUUAUCGUUAAUUCCACCUUUCGACACAGAUACAAGCGUAUAUACUCAUAAAAGAGUAAGAGAAAGGGAUGGGGAAAUACAUAGAGAGGGAGAAGAAAACUACAUAGAAGGAAAGGGAACCAGAAACGAAAUAGAAAAAAAGCGUACACACUUCUAAAGUAAGGACAUGCAUAUGUAUUACAUACAUACAUACACACAUAUACAGACACGCACGCGCGCGCGCACACACACACACAUACAUAACAUACAUACACAUGAGCACAUAUACAUGCGCAUAUACAGAAAAUUCUCACGAAUAAAAAAGUAAAAAAAAAAAAAAGGAAUUAAAAAUAAACCAAAAAAAACAAAAAAAACAAAAAAAAUGGAGUAAAAAACAAAGAAACACGUAUACGUGAAAUCGUAACGUAAAAAUUCUUGUAUUAAUUAAGGGGGAAAAAAAAAGUAAGUCGCCUUGAUGCUGGAGGCGGUUCGUGUAAUCUUUAUUACGUGAUAAGUAAACGUUCAAACAUCGUUGGACAACAACAACACACGCAUUCAAAGAGUACAAAUUCCUGUAAGUCCCUCGUUGGUUGUUCGAGGCUUGAACCGGCACCACCUGUUGUUGUUGCGCGAUCACGAUAUUUCCAUUGAGAAAACCAGGAGAAUCGGCGUUUCUUAGGAGGUCAGGGAAGACAGUAAGGAAAUAGAGCGAAGACAAAGGACGAAAAUGAAAAUAAGGGGGAUUAUCAGGUAUUGGGAGAAGGGAACAAUGUUUCUAGCGUGCGCGAAAUAUGAUGGAAAAGGUGAAAGCUAAUUAGAAAGAACAUUGUAGUGGAGAGAAAGUUUGAAAGAAAAAGCUCGUACAAGGGUCCAAAGAGAUCCGGAAUAAGGGAUCGAUCGAUAGUGGCGACUAUCUUGUAACGAAGAUCGCUUCGAAGGGAAGACUAUCUCGAAGUUUUCACUUUGCGGUUCGAGUGGAACUUCGUUGGUGAGAGAUAAAAGGAGGCUACGUCGAAUCUAAGAUAUGAUUAGCCCAAUGGAUGUGUCUUAUUUGGCGCAAUGGCAAAAUUCUAAAUCUGAGAAACUGUUUUUCAAUGAUCUGGCAAAAAAACUGGAUUGUUAAUUAUUCGGUUUCGAAAUUGUAAAUGGAAAAGAAUUUUUCGAGUCUCUUUUCGAUAGAUCCUAGAUUUCGAUGCACAGAGAUUAAUCCCUUAACUCGGAUCGAAACAGUGAGGCAGCGAGUUGUUCGAGAGUCGAGUUUUCUGGCUAGGUUUACGCAGACCAGAUAGACUGAUUACCAAACGUAACGAGUGAUCUCUGAUUUAAAAACAAACGAAGAAUAAAAAGAAAAAAAAAUGAAAAAAUAACGAAAAAAAGCAAAACGCAAAACGGUUUUAAAAACGGCGUUAGUUUGUAAGAAAAUAAAAACGAGGAAAAAAAAAUAAUAUGCGGUAACCUUUCGCGGGAUAGGAUCUCGGGACAGGGUAAGACGAACCGAAUCUGGAGAACGCGUUUCAAGGUUUCACGGGAUGAUUGCGAUUGGAUUUCACCUGCGAAACGAACAAUUGGAUGAUACUUCGAUGAAAGUGAUAUAGCUCUAAAAGAACGAAAUUUGAGAACUGGAAGACGAAGAUUCGUGCCGAUUAAAUGUUGAUGUUGAUAGAUUAAAUGACAGUCAAUAUGACGGAUAGAAUGGUGUUUUCGAGGAGCUAUCCUAUGAUAUAAAGCAACGAAUGAUUUAGAAAUAGAAGAAAGAAGGACGAAGUCUCGAAUCCCAUCAGGAAAGCGACCAAGCCGAAUGAAAUAUUUUCAAGGCAAGCCGCGACUUUUUAAUAUUAAAUGAUACUCCCGUAUAGUCGUUGUUGUAUCAACAAUCGACCUUAUUCUAUAGCUGAGACGCAAUCAUAUUGGUUGUUGCAGAAGAUUUAUCCGCGGCCACGCGCUCGCGUGUGCGUGUAUACACAUCAAAUAUAAAACGAUGGGACUCGAGAUCGUUCGAGUGAUUGGAGAAAAAUUCUGGUAAUCGACGAUUUAAGAUGAAUCUGGAAAGUUCUUCGAAGAUGUCUUUUUUUUUUUUUGAAGUAAAUUCCUCUUCGUUCUGGCAUUUUAUAAUAUUUUAUAGUGAAAAAUAAAGCUUUCCAUUUAUAUAUAGGUAUAUCUUUUGAAAUUUUCAAAUUUUAUAGACAUAUUUUAAUCUCGAAAAUUGCUUUGCUUUGAUCGUUGAUCGUGCAUGCGCGAAUCGCGAUAUUGUUGGAGCAACUAAACACGAAAAGACAUAUCUAAUUGGUGGUUUGUAAUUUUUGUAAUUUUAAUUUUAUUUUCAUUCCAAUAGAUAAUAUAUUGGCUGUCGUUUGUAAAGUUUGUAAAAGUUUUUAAAAAAUCAGAAAUGAAGAGAAGUGAAAGGAAACUAAAACUAAACGCCGUUAAUUUUCGACAGAGAACGAUUGGAUUAUUUCCUAGAUCGCUAGGAAACAUGAAUAUACUAAGAGAAGAAGAAAAAGAAAAAAAAAGAGAAGAAUAAAAGUUUGAAAGGGAUAGAACGAGGGAACUACUAAGAACCACCAUAAAGAGAAACAUAAAAAGUAAAAAAAAAAAAAAUAUAUAUAUAUAUAAAGAAAAGAAAAAAAAAAUUAAAAUAAGGUGAAUUCCACAAAACGUCUACAUAAAGUAACGUUAACCCUCUCACCGAUCUUUUCCAAAUCAGAUCUCUCUUUUGAGAGUGAAUAAUAAAUAAAACAAACGUAAUUAACAUUAUAUAAGUAAGAAGUGAUUAUUUUUAUUAAGUGAUUAACGAUGAAUGUCUCUUGAACGUGUAGAUCAUCGAUGAACGUGAACCUUCGUGAAAUUUAUAAUUCCUUUUUUCUUUUUUUUUUUAUUUUCAUUCUUUCCUUUUUCCAUUCUCUUUUUCGACUCUUUUCCCAUUUUCUUUCUCGCAAAAGUAUUGCAUAUUUUCAUGAAUUUUUAUUUUCGUUUCGCCAUCUCCAUCCAGUUGUUGUACGUUUCGCGUGUCGUAAAAUAUCUUUUACGAAAAAAAGCCACACACCACACAAGAAAAAAUGAAAAAAAGAAAAAAAAUAAUUAAUAAAAAAAAAACGAUGAAUCUUAUCGUUUUUUUGGGUUCGUAGUACCUUGUAGCGAGAUAAAGAUGUAUGUAUUCUAUAUAUUAAACAGGGACAUACUCGCCCGAUGUAUUACGAUUUAAUUUUCAAUAUCGAUGAAAAUCAGGGGAAAACAAACAAACAAAAAAAAAGAAACGUUAAUCAAUACAAAUAAUUUUUUGAUAAUUAAACGUGGCGCUCGCGUGAUUUUUCAAUCAUCCAUUUUAUAACAUUAUAUGUUAAUUCUUUAUUUGACGAUUCAUAAAAAUUUAAAUUUAUUAUUUCUCUUUAUCCAAUCGCUUCGAAACGUCGAACGCCUCGCUAUCAAAUUAAAUGAAAAAUGAAAAAUUCGAUUGAACCAACAAUCACCAGAUUACGUUUCAGAAAUAUAUCGGGCCAGUCUGUUCCCACGAAAAUGUGAUAUUAAAAUUAACACAAGAAAGGGGAAAGUACGGGAAGCAGAGAAACAGGGGAGGAUAAACGAACAUAUAUAGAAAAAAAGAGAUAGGAAUUGUGGAGGAGAUUGAAGAUUUUAUAGUUAGGGAUUGGAACGUGAAGGCGGGGGAUUGUAAAAAGAAAGAUCGAUGCAUGAACGCAUAUAGAAAGAAAACAAGCAUGUAUACGUGAAAAAAGGAUGGAAAAAGAUAUGGGAGAUCAAAGUUAUGGGGGUAUACCGUAUAUAGAGUAAUUAGCAUGGAUGGUUUAUCGCGAUGACGAUUUGGGCACAGAUCACAACAGCAGCAAUAUGAAUUGAUGCAGUAUUGAGCUGACAAAACGAAUGACAAAAAUAAUGAAAAAGAAAAAAAAAAAGAAGAAUAAUAAAACUUGUUACUCCAGCCGCUAGAAAUAUAUGUAAGAUGUAUCAUUCAAACGACGGUAUACAAAAAAAAAGCUGCGAUUCCAUUCUGAGCUCAAGAGUGUCGCGAAUUUUAUUCGAUCAUACGCCUCGGCCAUCGUUUGAAUUUCUCGCCAAAUUUUGUGAAAUUAAAAAUCGUUCGUAAAAAAAAAAAUGGUAAUCGCAUUUUACAAUGUUUUAAAGUGAACGAAAGUGAACGAAAGAUCGAACGAGUUAUCGCCGAGGGAUAUACAUAUGAUUUUUUCUCCCCCUAUUACCCAUCCUCUCCCUCUCCCCUAAAAAAUAAAAAAAAAAGCAAAUUGAUCGCGAAACGCUUGAGCUCACUGUAAGUGUCACGCGGCUCUCAAUCUAACGUUUAAGGAAUCUUUAAGUAAUACUUGAUCGAAUAAACUAAAAAUAAAAAUAAAAAAAAGAUGAUAAGGAUGAAAAAAUACAAAUAUGAAAUAAUAAUGAAAAAAAUGGGUGUUAUUUUUAGAUGUCUAUUAGAUUAUCAGAACCAGAAAAACUAAAGGAUAAAAAAAUGCUUAAACAUAAAAAAGGAAUAAAAAAAAAAAGUGAAGAAAAACCUACUAUUAAUACUACUACUACUACUAUUACUACUACUACUGCUGCUACUACUUCUACUACUAUUACUACCGUACUUGUAAUAAGGAUUUAAAGAACAUAGGAACUUAGUUGAUGCGAUUUCACAAAUGAUGCAACUUUUUGAGAAGAGAGUCCCUCUUUUUACGAAUACCUGUGCAGGACGGUUAUCGACCCGUCCAGAAUCUCGUGGUUGUAUAUGCUUUCGAUACAUUCUUUUUGACCAAUGUGCACAAAAGAAAAUAGAAAUAAAAUAAAAGAAAAAUAGAAGAAAUACGAAAAAAUUCUAAAAAAAAAAAAAAAAAAUGAAAAAGGGAACACGAAACAAAUUUUCAUAAAAAGUAUCAUCGAGUGUGUUAUAGUUAAUCCUUUGUACUUUGUAAGCUGGACGUAUCACGCAGUCCUGUGCAGGUGCAACUAAAAUAAUCGUGGGCGUGAAAGGGACGAAGACGACGAAGGGCGACGAACGUUUUUUCUUUCUUUUUUUUUUUUCUCCCUCCCAAAGAAAGCAUUGUAUCGUUGUCGUCUCCCUCCGUCGCGCUCAGGGACACCUUUUUCCUCGAGACAUUUUGCCGCUUUCAUUGUUUAGAUGAUUACUAUUUAACGACAAAAAAAAGUAAAAAAUGAGAAAAAUCUGAAGAAACGACGAUUAUAUUGUCGCUGAAUGAAUAAUAAUACGAUGACAGGAGGAAACGAAAAAGGAUGAUCGAUACCUUUUUAAAAUAACUCAACACGUCGCCUUAACGUAUGCGUUAUUGCGAAGUGGGCUUUUUUUCAGAGAGAAAACAAAAUACCAAAAAAAUCUAAAAUUAACGAAAGAAACAGAUAAUAAAAAACAACAAAAGACAUUUCGAAAAAGAAGAAAAAAAAGUGAAUAAUAGGGAGAGAGAGAGAGAGAGAGAGAGAGAGAGAGAGAGAGAGAGAGAGAGAGCGUGAGUGUCAUCUCCUAUUGUUUUCGAUUAAAGAGAAUCAUCGUUAAUCCGAUUGUAACUCGAGGAUCGUCUAUGCAUUCGCGUAACGUCAAUUUUUUUCCUCAAGUCGAACGAUCAAACCCUUCAGUCUGAUCUACUAUCGGUUCCUCUCAGCUUGAAGUUUUCAAGAUCGAUCCACGGGCUGAUCUUUUCUAACAAACGCGAUCACUAUAAAUCAAAAGCGAUUCGUCACCAGAACUAGCCUAGAAGGAAACUCGUAUCCGAAUAUUGUAACGAGAGAUGAAACAAUUCCAGGAUCCCGAUACACUUGGAUCCACUUUCGUUCAGCGACUUGACAACAAACUGACUACUCGGAUAGUUGGAAUUUCGAAGUCGAAGAAACUUCGAAGCUGACUAGAAACCGGUGGUCGGGCGAAGGCUAGCCGGAAACAGGGAUAAAGGGUGAUGCAGAAUAUAAACGGAGGCAGGGGAGAUGGAAAACGAGGUGGAGGGUGAAAGCGUAGGUUCCACGGUGCCGACGUUGCAAUCGCGCAAUUGCCGCGUGGCGAUACUCCUUCAGACGAAAAGUGCGGUCCUUUUCUCGGUCGUUGUUGAGCCACGUAAAGCUGCCACGGACAAAAAACGUCUCCCUGGCCAGGCAAGAAGGAGCGAAAGAGGGGUCGGAAGGGAGACGACGAGAGCAGCGUAGCCUAGGCAAGGACGAUCCUCGAGAGGGGUGAGCACACGAGUGGGAUUUUAACCGACGAAACGAUUUGAACGGAGGGUUGGAGAAACGGGGAUGACAGGUGUGCGGAAAGUGGAACGGAAGAGGAUGUAACCCACGCGAGAAAUCGACGAGAAUUUUCGCGGAAAGGUGGAACGAGAGAGUGAGAGAGAUAUACAUGUGACGCGUGCGUACACGUGAAAAGGAAAGGGAGAAGGGUUGAGAGGACAGCGCGAACACUGUUGAUACCGAGGGAGUGAAAAAAAGGUCCUCGGGAAAUGCCACAUUCAGCUCUCUCGUCGCGACGAGCAUUUAAUCAACGGUAGAGGGGAUGCUUAGUGGACUUAACCUUAGAUAACUGAGGAAAAAAAAAUGCGAGGGGAGAGAGGAGACAGAAUCGUAGUGAGUAUCGAAAUUUUUUUUAUAGUUUCGCGCAAACGAUGACGAUCAGGAGAAGAUAGGAAAAAGAAACAAUGAAAAUGAGACGAAAUAGUAUAUGGAUAAAAAUUGGGUGAAGAUUAGAGAGCGCACGAAAGAAACAUAAUACGUUAUGGCAUGAGAUAUUCAGAGGAAAGGGAGAGAAUACGGAAGAGGAUGUAAGAGGUUUUGCUUCGUAUUGCGAUUAUAUCUAAAUAUCGCGAAAAAUUAUGUGCAAAAAAGAAUGAAAUUAAAAAAGAAUAUUAGAAGAACGGCAACAAAAAAAGGAUAAAUUGAAAGAGAUAAUAAAUGGAGAAAUUGUGUUAACAGAGAUGGAGUGGUAUAAGAAGAGAAAGAAAAAGAAAACGAGAGAGAAAGAGAGAGAGAGAGAGAGAGAGAGAGAUGGGUGGAAUGCAAAAAGAAAAUUUAAAAAAAAACAUGUUCUAUCAAUUUGUCAAUAUUGUCAUGAUUCAAUAAUGGUCGAUUGGUAUGCCUACGAUUGAAUCUCCAUUUACCGGGUGGAUGUAUGCUGAUUCAGUACGAUUCUUAUAAUUAUUAUCAUUAUUAUUCUUAAUUAAUUAAUUGAUUAUCAUUAUCGAUUAUCAUUAACAGUGCGAAAGUAGGAGUAAUAAACCACAAAACAGAUGAAAAACAGGAAACAAAUGAUAAAGCAAAAAUCACAAAAAAAGAAAAAAAAGAAAGGCAACCACUUAUAUUAUUGUACAUAUUUACUUGUAACUGCUAUUCGUAUUGUAGAGGUUUUGUUCUCUCAACAAAUGAUUUCCUCGAUUCUGCAGGAACAAAAAAAAAUGAAUAAAAUAAAAUUUGUGUAUUAUUAA
This is a messenger RNA of Apis cerana (Asiatic honeybee), 12002 nucleotides long. It is a transcript of the gene Mxd, whose product is annotated as MAX dimerization protein. Gene Ontology annotation, molecular function: RNA polymerase II cis-regulatory region sequence-specific DNA binding; protein dimerization activity; DNA-binding transcription factor activity, RNA polymerase II-specific. The record is from RefSeq and is a predicted model, not a curated record. Gene Ontology annotation, biological process: regulation of transcription by RNA polymerase II. Lineage: Eukaryota; Metazoa; Arthropoda; Insecta; Hymenoptera; Apidae.